Messenger RNA from Paramecium pentaurelia, 660 nucleotides. NCBI's taxonomy places the organism in Eukaryota, Ciliophora, Oligohymenophorea, Peniculida, Parameciidae. The record is from the annotation of a GenBank genome assembly.
AUGCUUGAUUAAUGUUAGUAUUUCACAUCAGAGCAAUCUCAUCAAUAUCUUUGUCAAAGAAUAGAAAAGCGUAUAUAUCCCAGACAAUAUAGAGUAAAAAAUAGACUCUUAAGUUACCUUCAAGAGAAGAUUGAAAUCAAACCUAUGCCUUUUGAAAUUAUGUCUAUUACUAAUAUGAGUAAUGCAAGUAAGGAUUAUGCAUAGAGUGAUAAUAUCUAAGAUAAUUUGAAGUUACUUGAUGUUUAAGAAAAAACUGAAGUUCCACAUAUGGAAUUAUGGGACAAGGCCAGACAAUGUUGCAAUUUAUUAGAAUGUUCGAAGGAGAAUAUUUAAGAUGUUGGUGGGUUAUCAUAAUUAUUUGGACAUAUUUUAGAGAUUUUGCAAUAAACUAAAUAGAAAAAUUUGUACUUCAUAACCCCAUAUAAUAUGGAUAUUGAAAAUAAACAUAGAAAGUUUAUUUAUAAUUCUGAGGCUUUAACUAAUCUGAUUAAACGAUUAAAGUCAGGAAGACUGUAAUCAUAAACGAAAUCCUUAUUUAGAUCAAAUAUUUAACAUCAAUCAAUUGGGAAAUAGAUCCAAAAGACUGAACUAAAUGAAUAAUUGAGUGUCUAAGCAUUAAAUUUAUUAAAAUAGUUAAAGAAGAAGUAAUUGAAUAAAUGA